CCCAACGUCCAUUAUUUAAACCGAUCCCUAAAGGCAUCUUCCGGAAUGUAUCCCCUUUAUUUAUUACAGUGUAUCAAGUUUCAUCUCCAUUUGAAUAUCACUUCAAUGUGUUUAUUGCCGUCGCGUAUCAGCCAAUCACAAAGCGAGGACCCGGGCUCCAGCCGUAGAGAGCUGAAGGCGUUGAAAGUGAACCAAGCGCUUGAAGAUCGAGGGGCCAAAACGCUGCGCUUCAGACUCACACUCUGCAAGAGGAACAUGCCAACAAAGAUUGAAAUGUGACUCAACUGUAGGGAAUGUAACAAAGAAACGGUCUACAGUAAAAGUAGAUGGUGUGUAGCCUAAAGAAGAUGAUUUUUUUACUGUUUUCCUUACGUUUCCUUUCAUGGCAGUUGAUUUCACUGAAGAGAAGCGGCACUCGGACUUGCUGUUGAGUUUUGGGACAUUUUUUCUUCCGCCGUAUGUGUAGGAUACAUUGAUGCAGUUUUAAAAAAUGCUCUCAUUUGGUCGUGUUCUUGUUGCUCUCAAAGUGGUUUCUUGACAGCUGUGAAGAGUUUUUAGGAACCUAGGUGCGCUUUUUUGGCAUUUACCUGGGUUACGUCUCACGGAGUAGGCUAUUGAAGCAUUCUUUGGUCCCAAAGACUUUUGAAGGGGUACAGCCAACUCAUUGUACUGGAUUUUCCGUCGGCGAAGAACUGUGACAUGGAUGCGCUUUGGGUCUGCACACUUUUUCUGCUCGUAAAUGUUGCUCUGGGAGAUGCCUGCGUCAGUGGGCAGUUCAGCCAGUCAGGGGAGUGCUGUAGCCCGUGUCCUCCAGGCCAUGGGGUGGAGGUAGAGUGUGGGAUAGAGGACACCAAGUGCCAGCCUUGCCCUGAGGGAACGUUCUCCCCAUCAGACGGUCUCUCCCCGUGCCUCCCCUGUGCCCGAUGCCCAGCUGGCAUCCCAGAACUCACCUCUUGCAGCGCCACCCAGGAUACCCACUGUGACUGUGACCAGCACUUCUACCUGUGGCGGGAUGGGGAGAGUGUGGCAGGGCUGUGUGCCGCCUGCACCAUGUGUGGCCGGGGCGAGGGGGUGGUGAGGCUGUGUGGUGCCCAGGGGAACACCCAGUGCCAACCAUGUCGCCCAGGAACGUUCUCAGAGGAGAAGAGUGAUAUCAAGCCCUGCCAGGCCUGCUCUCAGUGCUCUGACACUGAAGUGGAGAUCAGAGCCUGCCAGCUCAACUCUGACACCCUCUGCAUGGAUAAGAAGCUCCACAUCCUGUCUCGUCCCCCUGAGUCUGACGGCCCUCUGGCCGCUCCUCGCCUGCCUGGGUUAGGGUUGGUGAAUGAUGGAGAGGAGGCCAGCCCUGCCCCUGGAGGAGGAGCAGCCCCCAGGGCCCCCGGGUUCACCCCUCAGGAUGAUGGGAGCAGCAACCACAUCCUGGUCUACGUAUCUGUUCUGGCUGCUGUGGUGCUGGGCCUGCUGCUCUACGUCGCCUACAAGUGCUGGAUGUCGUAUAAGCAGAAGCAGGCGUUGAGUAAAGCCCGCGCUGCAGAGCUGGGGACGUGUCCUGAAGGAGAAAAACUCCACAGUGACAGUGGCGUGUUCCUGGACUCACACAGCCUGCAGGAUGGCCAACCAAGUAAAGGUAGUAAGAGGGACAGUAAGCAGGACGGCCGUCUGUACAUCAACCUGCCCCCCCACAGACAGGAGGAGGUGGAGCGUCUGCUCCAGGAGGGGAGUGGGGGCCGCAGAGGCUCCUGGAGGACCCUGGGGGCCGCGCUGGGCUACGAGCCCGAGCAGAUGGACCUGUUUGGGCACGGCGAGGCUCCUGUACACACCCUCCUUUCCAACUGGGCUCAGCAGGAGGGCUCCACUCUGGGGCUUCUGUGCUCGGCGCUGGCCCGCAUCGAGAGGCCCGACGUAGCCGCCACCCUCACCUGCCCUGCCCAGGGGGUGUCUGUGGUCUGAGGAAGGAGCCAUGGUUGGUCCCAAAUGGCACCCUAUUCCCUAUAUAGUGCACUACUGGUAAGCUAAAGGUCAAAAGUAGUGCACUAUGUAGGGUGCCACAGAGCCAUCAUAAGGUGAAUGCACCAAUUUGUAAGUCGCUCUGGAUAAGAGCGUCUGCUAAAUGACUUAAAUGUAAAUGUAAUGAGCCUGAUAAGACUGGGUGGCAUUCAUUAGGAACCAAAUGCAAGAAAACGGACUGAAUCAGGGAGUGACGAUCUGAACUUGAACCAAUAAGAAAUGUUUGUUUUCCGUUGCAAAACAUACUGCUGCGGUGUGUAUUAAUGAAUACGACCCUUGUGGACAUAGGAGAGGAUGGAUGGGGCAAACAGCCCUCCUUCUCGCCCACUGGGAUGGCAUGGCAUGCCAGGGGAGGUACUCUUGACUGCCCCAUAAUGCCUCAGACAUUUGAACUGAAGAGGACAGUGGAAGUGUUGUUGCUGGCUUGUUCAUCCUCUAUUGGAAAUGUACAGUAUAUCCACCAUUCUUCCAGUAUAUAUAUAUAUAUUUUACCAUAUUUGUGUAUAAUCUGCCCAAGCGUUCUAGGAAUGGGUAUUUAUUUGCAGCAGUCAGAAGGAUCCACUCUCUUUCCUGAUUUGUUUUGCAGCAAUGUGAGGAGGAUGCACAACAGCUGACUAACUAACUGAACAGGCAUGGGAAUGAAAUACUCUGUAGAAUAUUCUUUACAUGAAAUAAAGGCAUUCUGUUCAUAUUAACAAUCAGUCAUGAAUUUUAAGACCUUUGUAAAUAUUUGAUCAUACAUUCAUUGUAAUAUAGUGUUAGAAAGGUUUUCAAGCAUGAAGGGGCAAUCGCAAACCUCUGACUGAGGAUGCAUGAUGACUCUCUCUCUCUCUCUCAGCUUCUCCAUCUUAAAGACAUUGGGAGGCCUCAAAUCAGUGAUGUACUAUCAGCGUUGCUAGUCACUGCCUCUCUCCUAUCAUGGUUUCUGGUGUGGCUGGCUAUCCAGAACAUUAUCGUUAUGUAACAAUCAAUCACUUAUUCUGGUCUAUAUUCUAAUGUCAUGGUGUGUGUUUUUCUAAGACGUCGUUUCAUAUAAUAAAUGCUUUUGAAGGUGA
Molecule: messenger RNA, 3062 nt
Organism: Oncorhynchus gorbuscha (pink salmon)
Lineage: Eukaryota; Metazoa; Chordata; Actinopteri; Salmoniformes; Salmonidae
Gene: nradd
Product: neurotrophin receptor associated death domain
Exons: 6
Coding region: 700-1950 (416 amino acids)
Biological process (GO): Rho protein signal transduction
Cellular component (GO): plasma membrane; cell surface
Molecular function (GO): nerve growth factor binding; coreceptor activity; death receptor activity
Source: RefSeq, a predicted model, not a curated record